Anopheles maculipalpis is the source of this 1133-nucleotide messenger RNA. It is a transcript of the gene Rtca, whose product is annotated as RNA 3'-terminal phosphate cyclase. The transcript is spliced from 6 exons. Gene Ontology annotation, cellular component: nucleus. Gene Ontology annotation, biological process: RNA processing. Gene Ontology annotation, molecular function: RNA-3'-phosphate cyclase activity. Lineage: Eukaryota; Metazoa; Arthropoda; Insecta; Diptera; Culicidae. The record is from RefSeq and is a predicted model, not a curated record. Bases 7 to 1122 code for a protein of 371 amino acids.
UAUCGAAUGAGUAGGAUACCGGAAAAUCAUCUAUUCAACAUAGAUGGCAGCGUUUUGGAAGGGGGCGGUCAAAUCCUGCGAAUGGCACUAUGCUUCAGCGUGCUCACGAAGACACCAGUGCGAAUUAGCAACAUUCGAAAAGGUCGUAAAAAGCCUGGACUAGCAGCACAGCAUCUGGCCGGAGUGGAGCUGAUGCGCGACAUUUGUGCGGGCAGAGUGCACAAAGCUGCGCUCGGUUCAACGGAGAUCGAAUUUUACCCUGGGCAUAUAGGGCACGGACGAUUUGUCGGACACAUUCAAACCGCCGGAAGCAUAUCCUUGUUGAUGCAGGCGGCACUACCUGUGGCUAUUUUUAGUUCUGGUCCAGUGACGCUGGAUUUGCGAGGAGGUACCAACACGGAUCUUGCUCCACAGGUAGAUUUCUUGACAGAAAUAUUUCGUCCCAACAUGGAAAGAUUUGGUGCCAGCUUCGACUUCGAUCUGAUACGCAGGGGUUACUUCCCUAAAGGCGGAGGACAGUGUGUCGUGGAAGUAAGGCCGGUACAAUCCCUGCGCCCCAUCAGCUUGGUUGAGAUGGGUCGUGUGAAUAGAGUAUUUGGGUGGAGUUUCGUCGCUGGUGUGCUCCCGUUAAAGAUUGCCCAUGAAAUGUCUAGCGGAGCCAAAUCUAUUCUGGGCCAAACGAAUGGCAAUCGAACAGAUAUUGAAGUCUAUAAAGAGAGUAUAGACAUGGCACCAGAAGGAAACUGUUCCGGUAUCAUUGUUGGCUGUGAAACAAGCACUGGGGCCAUCCUGGGUGGCUCGGCACUUGGAGAGGCAAGGAAGAAAAGUUUUCAAAGUGGCGAAGAGGCUGCACGUGAAAUCUAUAGCGCCAUCAUGGCUGGUGCCUGCGUUGACCGACAUGUACAAGACAUGAUGAUUGUUCUGAUGGCACUGGCUGACGGCAAGAGUCGCAUCCGCACAGAACCACUGACGAUGCACACCCGGACGGCAAUCUAUGUGACGGAAUUGAUGACGAAGGCCAAAUUUAACAUCAUUGAAGAGAACGGACAUAAUGUGAUCGUCGAGUGUGACGGUAUUGGGCUUCGUAAUGUAAAUCUUUUGAACUUUACAAGACCGCAUUGAGCAGGACGGGG